UUAAAAUCCUUAUAUUAAAUAAAAUGAUUUACAAAGGUUGCGCAAUUAAAAUUGUUUGCAGUCGAUUCCCGUUUAAAUACGAUCCCAACUUCGGCAGAAUUUCUUCCAAAGAGCGCAUCAAUGGAUAUAAUCCUCUCAUCCUACCUUGAGCUCCUCCUCGCAAUCCUCUGCUUCUUCUUCCUCCUCUAUCUCCACCGUCGCCGGACCCCUCCAGGCUCACUCACCAACUGGCCCAUUUUAGGCAUGCUACCAGGCCUCGCCGUCAACGUCCACCGCCUCCACGACUUCAUGACUGAAAUCCUGGCCCGCUCCAACCGCACCUUCCUUCUCCUCGGCCCCUGGUUCUCCGGCAUGAAGUUGCUCAUGACCUGCGACCCCACCAACAUCAACCACAUCUUCAACGUCAACUUCCACAACUACCCCAAAGGCCAUGAAUUCUCGGAGAACUUCGAUAUCCUCGGCGACGGCAUCUUCAACGCCGACCACGAGUCCUGGAGAAGACAACGCAAGAAGGCUCAGCUCCUCAUAACACAACCCCGGUUUCUCUCCUAUGUCACACUCUGCAGCCGCGACAAAGUUGGCAACUUUCUUCUUCCCCUGCUCCGGCAACUCAGCGAUCAAAACAAGAUUGUGGACCUCCAAGAUGUGUUUUUGAGAUUUUCAUUCGACAUCUCCUGCAAGCUUGUGUUUGGCAUCGACCCCGCCUCCCUCUCCCCUGAUUUCACGAUCGUGCCAUUCGCCAAGGCAGUCGACGAGGCCACCACCACAAUCCUUCACCGCCACGUAGUUCCGCCUUCAUGGUGGAAGCUCAUGCGGCGUCUCAAAUUGGGGAGGGAAAAGAAGCUUGCUGAUGCGUGGUGUGACAUUGACGAUUUUAUCGCCGAGAGGAUACAGAAGAGGAAGCAGGAAACCAACCGCACCGACUCUUCAAAUGACAGUCUCCUUACGGCCUACAUCAACGACGACUCCGCGGCUGACGACAGGUUCCUAAGGGACACGACGUUAAGCCUCGUUACUGCAGGAAGAGACACCAUCGGAGUGGCGCUCGCGUGGUUCUUCUACCUCCUUUGCAAGAAUCCAGACAAGGAAGCGAGGUUGGUCGAGGAACUAAGACACGGCGCCGAAGAGCCGGUGUACCUGCAGGCGGCGCUUUGCGAGGCUCUGCGACUGUACCCACCAGUGCCGUUCGAAGCGAAGGGGGUGGCGGAGGCGGAGUAUCUGCCGAGCGGGCAGAGGGUGGAGCCGGGGACGCAGGUGUUGGUUUCUAUAUACACUAUGGCGAGGAUGGAGGAGGUAUGGGGGAAGGAUUGCUCGGAGUUCAGGCCGGAGCGGUGGAUAACGGAGCAGGGGAGGGUGCGGCACGAGCCAGCUUAUAAGUUUAUGCCGUUUAACUGUGGCCCGAGAACAUGUUUGGGGAAAGGCAUCACCUUUGCGGAGCUGAGGGAGGUGGCCAUGGCUGUUGUGAGGGAGUUCAGGCUGGAGAUUGUGGAGGGCCAUGUGGUGGAGCCGAAGUUAUCGAUCAUCCUGCAAAUGAGGAAUGGGCUCAAGGUGAGAGUGAUGAGGAGGGAACCGUAAAAUAAUUUUAUAAGAAAAGCCUCCUAAGAGCAUCUCCAACGAAACUUCAAACGCUUGAAUAUCAUCGCCGUGGACCUCCAGCUGAACGGUAAAACUUUCGCUAUUUCUUUGCGGGUGAACAGUGGGACGUCAAUAUUGGCGUUGCAGUUCAUCAUCGCUAUUUUUGUGACUCUUCCGAACUUGUAAAGAAACGCGCGAAAGAAGAGAAAGAUCGUUACCUUUCCCAAAAUGGAGUUCAAUUGGAGAUAGAAUCACGACAUUUUUAAGUUUCACGGCAUUUUAGAAUGAAAAAUGUGAUUUUCCGUUGGA
This is a messenger RNA of Dendrobium catenatum, 1884 nucleotides long. Its product is annotated as noroxomaritidine synthase-like. Gene Ontology annotation, molecular function: oxidoreductase activity, acting on paired donors, with incorporation or reduction of molecular oxygen; iron ion binding; monooxygenase activity. The coding region runs from base 121 to 1575 and encodes 484 amino acids. The transcript has a single exon. NCBI's taxonomy places the organism in Eukaryota, Viridiplantae, Streptophyta, Magnoliopsida, Asparagales, Orchidaceae. The record is from RefSeq and is a predicted model, not a curated record.